AUGGAACAAGAGUUUCAAGAAGAAAUAAAAGCUUUUUUAAAAGACAAAGUAGUUGAAAAUAUAAAUACUAAUGGAAUGACUAAAAUUAAGAAAGAUGAAGAUUUAAAAUACUUUGAACGAAUUCAAAGAAACAAUCUAAUUGAUAGAGUGAAGACAAAAUCAAUACCAAAGAAUAAAGUCUAUAAGACAAAAACAGACAAGAAAAUUUCUAAACAAAAAAUAUCGGUUGAUAAGAAAAAGAAAAGAGUAGCAAAAGAAUUACUCACUGAAGACAAGAAAAUGACUUCUAAAUACUCAAAACUUAAAAAAAUAGUUGGUUCAAAUAAAUCGGUUGCUAAGAAAAGGAGUAAAUAA
Hepatospora eriocheir is the source of this 354-nucleotide messenger RNA. Lineage: Eukaryota; Fungi; Microsporidia; Hepatosporidae. The record is from the annotation of a GenBank genome assembly.